AGAUUCCGUGCCCCCUUCCAAGUGAUAAUAGCACUUGCGAUGACAAGGAAGUAGUUCGCUCAUCCCUGUUCAUGCAAUCCAGCCAUGUAACAGGGUAAAGAAGGGAGGGGGAGCGUCUGAAAUGAUGUUUAAUCAAUCUUUACAGUGCACAGGCUAGCCCUCUCAAGCCUCAAGAAAGCUACAAUAUUGCAAACAAAAAGAAGAUCUUGCAGCUCUCUUUAUGAUCGUCCUCUCCAUGCUUUCCCUCUCCACUCACUUGUCGCAUGCCCCAUGGCCUUGUGCCAAGAAAAGCAAACAGCACGAGAUGCAAUAAAGAGAUUACAUGUCCAUUUCCAACUGUAAACCAGCAAUGAAUAAUGUAUCCCCGCAAAAACACACACAGUCAAAAGUUAAAGAAGAUAAAAACAUGUGCCACAUCUUUCUUGGUUUACCCCAAGACACACCAAUUCACCACAACACUAUGAUGAGUGCUAGGAAGAAAAGGCGAAGGAUAAACAAGUCUAAGUGGUGGGUGAGGCAAUCACCAUGAUUGUACCUGUGCUUCUAUAUCCAAUCAUCUUUUCCCAAUUACCCUGCAUAACCCAACACACAUAGCCCCACCUUCAAAAAUCAAAAUAUAUUGUCAUAUCCCCACUUUCUUAGAUGCAAAGCAAUAAACCAUAAUCAUUUUGUGAUAACCACACCCUAUUAGCACUACUAUGUACAGGCUGAUUUCCUCUCCUUCUGUUUCCUUUUUGUUCUGAUACCAGCCCAUUACUGGUAACAGGCACAGCUACAAGGUUGGUUGGAUAUGCAUGGUAUAUCAAUAUAUAGAGAGAUAUAUCAAGUUUGACCUUACUGACUGUACUCCUGGCGGCCUCAGGGAAGAACAGGUGCACUUCUUUAGUGUGCUCUUGCUAUGUACCCUCAAGGAACAUCAACGACAAAGGUGAAGAAAGCAACAGGAGCAACAAUACUAACAAGGGAUCCUUUGCGGAAGAGAGAGAAUAUGUGGUCAUGGAAGAAGCCAGUAAUAAUGAUUCAGUACAAGAUCAUCAAAUGAGCAAUGGUGGGAGAAAUAUAAGAAGCAAGACCGCUAGUGGGUCUAAUAAUGGACCUCUCUUGGAAACUUCUCCUCUCAAGAGUACUCUCAAGAAAACUACUAGUGCUGUAGUUGGGGAAAAUCAAGCAAGGAAAGAUCAUCAAAAGAGAAAAGUUAGUUGGCCUGAUAUUGCUCAUGGAACAGAUAUUGCUCAUGUUCUUGAAUUUGAAUCAAGCACCUCUGAUGAUGGAGAACUUGAAGGAGUAAGGAACUCUUGUGUUUGUACAAUUCAGUGAACAAGAAAUCCAUAGGUACCACUCUUUAAUUGCUCUUUACUGAUUCAAGGAGUAUCUUCAGGAUCGUAUAUAUCUUGUUCCUCCUUCCCUUGGAAAAAAAAAAUAAAAAAUCAUUAAUUAUACUUUUGAUCAUUGGCUCAAGAACCAAUUAGGUGCAUGUCCUUGUUGAGUGCAAUUUGGUUGAAAUGUGGAAGAUGGCUCAAAAUAUAAUCACAUGCAAUGCCUUCCAUGAGCCAACAAUGCAUCUUCCCAAGAGAUGCACAAUGACCCUCGAAGACUUUGAAGUUUUAAUGGCAGAAGGCACAGUAUGACAUUAUAUACUGAGAAUCUAGUCCAUGACCUCA
Populus nigra (black poplar) is the source of this 1661-nucleotide messenger RNA. RefSeq lists its product as uncharacterized. The record is from RefSeq and is a predicted model, not a curated record. Lineage: Eukaryota; Viridiplantae; Streptophyta; Magnoliopsida; Malpighiales; Salicaceae. The transcript has 2 exons. Bases 997 to 1317 code for a protein of 106 amino acids.